Molecule: messenger RNA, 1104 nt
Organism: Dreissena polymorpha
Lineage: Eukaryota; Metazoa; Mollusca; Bivalvia; Myida; Dreissenidae
Product: homeobox protein Hox-B7-B-like
Exons: 2
Coding region: 1-963 (320 amino acids)
Biological process (GO): anterior/posterior pattern specification; regulation of transcription by RNA polymerase II
Cellular component (GO): nucleus
Molecular function (GO): RNA polymerase II cis-regulatory region sequence-specific DNA binding; DNA-binding transcription factor activity, RNA polymerase II-specific
Source: RefSeq, a predicted model, not a curated record
AUGAAUUCUUUCUACGGGAGCGUAGUCCCGGCCCAUAUGCCCAUGGGUGGGGGUCAGACUGAAACUUUUUAUGGUCCGGAGGGGAAGGCGGCGGACAUUUCUGGCUACCAGGCGCAACCUCAGAACAUGUGUUACGACCAUGAAGCAAUGUACGGCGGAAUGACGAACAGUUACCCGGGUUUCCACCAAAGUUACGAAAAGCUCGAUCCCGGGCACCACGGGCGCGCGAUGAACCUUUCCGGGAAGCAGUUUCCUGCGUACGGCAAUAACGGAUACUAUUUUCAUCAUCAGAAUUCGUCGAACAACAUUUACAGCUCGUGCAAUGUGAACACAAACAAUAACGUGAACAGUCAAUCCCCGACAGGGAUCCCUAGCCAUUACACUUCUACCGACCAGCGGCAUAUUCAAGACCGGUUAGGGAAAUCAGAGUAUCUAAAACACGAAGACAAUUGUAUACCUACACCGCCUCCUAAUAAUUUCUCUCCCCACGAACACAAUUUUAAUCAUAUAAACAAUAACCCGUCGUCUCACCACGGACUAUCGCCGACGGAAAUGAUGCAUAAUAAUAUAAACACAAGCCCGACGGGUAUGCCGACGCAUUGUAAUGGAAUGAUGGGUAAUCCGUACCCCUGGAUGCGACAACUACCAGCGGAGAUCACCUACGAACAAAAGCGCACGCGGCAGACGUACACGCGUUACCAGACGUUGGAGUUGGAAAAAGAGUUCCAUUAUAACCGCUACCUUACCCGCCGGCGACGGAUAGAGAUCGCGCACAUGCUCGGUCUCUCGGAGCGCCAGAUAAAAAUAUGGUUCCAAAACCGGCGGAUGAAGUGGAAAAAGGAAAACAAUAUCCCGAAACUGACUGGUCCGGACCGGUCCAAACCGGAAAAUGACUCCGAUAGACCACGUGAGAUGACAUCAUCUUUACUUGAUGACGUAGACGAAGCUUCGUGCUCCCCUUGAGGAAAAGUGGAAACAAAUCGAAGCGGAGAACGCAUGCGCCGAAGUAAGAAAAUAACGUGAAUUUGAAAAAUAUAUUUGAAGACGACAAUGCUAGAAAGCGUGAAAGUAAAGCGGAUUUCAGUAGGGUUCUUUUUGUUAAGA